UUUACUUGAGUGAGGAGGUUCAAAAUUUAAUCAUAGUAAUUUCGCUUAAAGAUAAAAUGCUGGAAUUUAAUAGUGAUACAAUUGAAUGUGUACGAAAGGUUUACAAUUUGGAUGAACAUGGCCGAAUUGAAGAGGUUUUAGACUUAUUUGAAGAGUGGGUGAAGAAACAAGAACAUUUUAUUAAAAAGGAUUUCAGUAGAGGUUACUUGGAGAGGAUGAUCAUAGGAUCCAAAGGAUCGGUGGAGAGAGCCAAAGGAAGGCUGGAAAAAUUAUGCACAUACAGAACACUUAUGCCUAACUUUUUUACAGACUUUGAUGUGAAAGACUUUAAACAUUUGGAUGACAAAAUAAUUCAUGUAGUAUUGCCAAAACUUACUCCAGACCACGACAGGAUAAUGGUCGCCAGAUAUGUUGGCAAGAAAUUUAACCCUAAAAUGGUGUCUGAUGGUUUCAAAGUCUGUUUACUGUACGCCGAAUACAUAAGGGCUCAUGACUAUGGACGUGCUGCGCAGGUAGUGAUCGAUUUUCAUGACGCAAGUGUUACUGAAGUAAUAAAGAAUCUCAACGUUCUUGAACUAAAGCAGUUAUUUAAUAUUCUAAUAGAAGGGCACGGUAUCAGGGUUGCAGGAGUCCACAUAAUUACGGAAUCAAAGUUGAUUGACGCCCUCGUUGCAAUAGCAAAACAAGUGUUGAGUGACAAACUGUUCAGUAGAGUUCGAGUGCACAAAACAGUUGACACUCUACUUGAAGUUAUACCGAAAGAAGUGCUAGCUAGAGAGCUAGGUGGUUCGGAACGGUCCAUGAGAGAUAUUAAUGCGGAAUGGAUGAAAAUAUUCGGUGCCGAAGAGUUCAAAAGUUAUUGGAAAGAAAUGUGUGGUGCUAAAACUGACGAGUCACUCAGACAGACAGACAAGUUCAAUGACCAGUAUAUGGGAAUGCCUGGCACCUUCAGAACACUCACUGUCGACUGA
Pectinophora gossypiella (pink bollworm) is the source of this 971-nucleotide messenger RNA. RefSeq lists its product as uncharacterized. Bases 57 to 971 code for a protein of 304 amino acids. The transcript is spliced from 6 exons. Gene Ontology annotation, molecular function: phosphatidylinositol bisphosphate binding. NCBI's taxonomy places the organism in Eukaryota, Metazoa, Arthropoda, Insecta, Lepidoptera, Gelechiidae. Gene Ontology annotation, cellular component: membrane. The record is from RefSeq and is a predicted model, not a curated record.